Messenger RNA from Linum tenue, 1307 nucleotides. Lineage: Eukaryota; Viridiplantae; Streptophyta; Magnoliopsida; Malpighiales; Linaceae. The record is from the annotation of a GenBank genome assembly.
AUGCUAUUUUCGGGCCACAAAACAAAAUAGCGCGAACGGUGAACGUGCCUUCAAGUUUCAGCGUCGAACCUCGAAACCCAGAAGGAAAGCGAAGCGCGAAGUCGAAGCUCCGGCGAAAAGUUGCAGUCUUGACUCUUGACGACACCCAAUAGUCGCCGCCGCUGCUGCCCAACGAUGUUUUACAGAGGGGAUCACACAGACGCCUACCAAGAUUCCAUUGUCAUUGUGGCUUCCAACCAGUGGCUGGAAAUACACAGCACUAAAUUUCGAUGCUAUGUACUAAGUGGGCAUUUUUUAUUUAUUGAGCAUGACAGGUAUGGCGAUGGUUCAGGUAGCCGUGAAAUGGGUGCAAAGCGGCAGCGGGUAGUUGACCAGGGCCCUUCAUUCUUUGGGGCUACUCCAGCUGGGACGAGCUUCAUGUACAACCAACCAACGUAUGCCUAUGUUGGCCAACCUCCACCUUUCCCUGUUGUGCGACUCCGUGGUCUGCCCUUUGAUUGCACGGACAGUGAUGUGGCCGAGUUCUUCCGAGGUCUAGACAUCAUAGAUAUCCUCUUUGUUCACAAGGGCGGUAAUAAGUUCAGUGGCGAGGCGUUCUGUGUGCUGGGGUACCCUCUUCAGGUCGAUUUCGCUCUCCAAAAGAACAGGCAAAACAUGGGGAGGAGAUAUGUUGAGGUGUUUAGAAGCACGAGACAGGACUACUACAAGGCAAUAGCAGGUGAAGUAUCGGAGUAUCGCAGUGUUAGUUCACCAAGGCGAAGCUAUGCACGAGCGAGAUCAUACGACGAGGGGAAGGAAUCAGCGGAGCACACAGGGAUGUUGCGGCUGAGGGGGCUGCCAUUCUCAGCAGGGAAGGACGACAUCAUGGAGUUCUUCAAGGGCUAUGGAGCAUUGUCAGAGGGAUCGGUCUACAUACUAACAAAUUCAGAAGGGAGACCCACUGGGGAGGCGUUUGUCGAGUUCGAGAGUGCCGAGGAUUCAAAGGCGGCCAUGGAGAAGGAUAGGAUGACACUGGGAAGUCGGUACAUCGAGCUGUUCCCUUCAUCGGCGGAGGAGUUGAAAGAAGCUGCGUCCAGAGGAAGGUGACUCAUUGCACGAUUGUCAUUCUGCAUUUUUUUCUGUUAAAGCUUAGCUUGAUGAUUGAGAAUGAAUGAAGUUGAAUCAGAUUCUUAUUUUAGACUUAAGAGUGAUGAGGUUAUCCUUUUGCCAUCUUGUGCCUGUAUAUGUUGUGGAGCUCUCUUUUGCAGUAUUAGUAUGGAUAAACAUUACAUGCUCUGUUUUUUCUCGCCUUUCACAACCCAUCAGAA